Trichosurus vulpecula (common brushtail) is the source of this 2535-nucleotide messenger RNA. RefSeq names its product zinc finger protein 501-like. NCBI's taxonomy places the organism in Eukaryota, Metazoa, Chordata, Mammalia, Diprotodontia, Phalangeridae. The record is from RefSeq and is a predicted model, not a curated record. Gene Ontology annotation, biological process: negative regulation of transcription by RNA polymerase II. The coding region runs from base 464 to 1906 and encodes 480 amino acids. The transcript is spliced from 6 exons. Gene Ontology annotation, molecular function: DNA-binding transcription repressor activity, RNA polymerase II-specific.
AGGAAAAUCCUUUGGACGCUGUGUGGAGGAUGAAGAGUGGAAAGAAACCGGAGGCAGCAAGACCAAUUAAGAGGCCACUGCAGUAAUACAGUGAAGAGGUGAAAUGAUGAUGGCUGUGUGAAUGGAGAGAAGGGACAGGUGAAAGGAAUUGUGGAGAGAGAAAUGACAAGAUUUUGCAGCUGAUUAACUAUUUGGAAUUUCCCCAAUAUUCUCUAGCUCUUGCCUGAGACAUCUGAGCUGGGCAGUUCUGCAACUAUUGAUGGAAGGAGACGAUGGCCCUGGGCAGGCUUUCCCAGAGAUCUGAAAGUGCCCUGAUUGAGGACUGGGUCACACUGCAUUCAGGGCAUCAUUUUGAUUGGAGAGGCAAUGCCUUUAGGAGGGUGAUGAAGAAUAAAGUUAGGGAGUUCCAUCUGCUCCCCAGGUUUCUGCCUAUGCCUCUAAGAGGAACACAGAGAACCAGGCAAUGGCAGCUGAGCUCCUAUCAUCCAGGCCUCAGGCAUUGGUGACCUUUGAGGAUGUGGCUGUAUACCUCACCCAGCAAGAAUGGGCCUACCUGGGCCCUGCUCAGAGAUGUCUGUACAGGGAUGUGAUGCUGGAGACCUACAGAAAUGUGAUUUCAUUGGGAUUUCCAGUGUCCAAACCUGAUGUGAUAUCCCAGCUGGAACGAGGGGAAGAACCAUGGGUCCUGGGCAUGAAGGUAGCCGAGAAGAGAAAGAUUCUGAGAGGCAACUGUUCAGAUUGUGAGACCAGCAACCAGAAAAAGGAAUUUAUUUCCACACAAGAAAUAUCUGAAAAAAAGGGAUCUAAGAAGGCAAUAUUGGAAAUACUCAAAGGAAAUAUUACCCAGCCAUCCGAAGUUCAUAAUGCCUGUGAAAUCAAAGACAGUUUAAUGAGAUCUCAGAGGAAUGCUGCUGGGAAAAAACUCAAGAAAUUACUUUUCAGACAACAAAGUGUCAAGCCAAUGACAGUGAUCCAUAGGAACAUUAGCCCAGGACAAGUGCCCUCCAAAUUUAGUGAAUCUGAGAGAGGCUUCAGUAUGAACUCAAAGCAUAUUAAACAGCAGAGUAUUUUUACAGGAGAAAAGCCUCAUCAAUAUGAUACAAAUGGACAAAGUUCCCAACAGAGUACUAACCAGAGGGUCCAUAUAGGAGAGAAAUACUAUAAAUCAAACAUAUGUGAAAAAACAUUCAGGCAGAACUCAGGCCUGAUUAAACAGCAGAGUAUUCAAAAUGGACAAAAAUCCUAUGAAUGUAAUGAAUGUGGGAAAAUCUUCUCUGUAAGCUCAUCCCUUAUUCAGCACCAGAGAAUUCACACAGAAGAAAAACCUUAUGAGUGUAAAGAAUGUGGAAAGACUUUCAACCGUAGUUCUAAUCUUAACCAACACCAGAAAAUUCACACUGGAAAGAAACCCUAUCAGUGUAGUGAAUGUGGCAAAGCCUUCUAUCAGCAGUCUAACCUUAUUCAGCAUCAAAGAAUUCACACGGGAGAGAAACUUUAUAAAUGUAUGGAAUGUGGAAAAGCCUUAAGUACACGAUCUUCUCUUAUACAACACCAGAGAAUUCACACUGGCGAGAAACCCUAUGAAUGUAAUGAAUGUGGGAAAACCUUCAUUCGGGGCUCUAACUUCAUUGAUCACCAGAGAAUUCACACUGGAGAGAAACCCUAUGAGUGUAGUGAAUGUGGUAAAGCCUUCUCUCAGCACUGUAACCUUAUACAACACCAGAGAAUUCACAGUGGAGAGAAACCCUAUGAAUGCAGUGUAUGUGGGAGAGCUUUUGUUGCACUUGCAAAUUUGAUUCAACAUCAUAGAAUUCAUACUGGAGAAAAACCCUAUGAAUGUCACGACUGUGGGAAAACCUUUCGUGCAAGCUCAUACUUUAUUCAGCAUUGUAAAAUACACACUUAAGCUUAUACAUGCUAGUAGGAAAGCAUUUCAUGAACAUUCAUCUCUUACUCAAAGUGAAGAGAAUUCAAGAAAUAUUUAUUAAGCAUCAACUGUUGGUAAGGCUCUGUGGUAGGUGCUAGGGAUAUGAAAAACAGAAAACACAAGGGGAACUUACAUUAUAUUGGGAGGGUGCAUUAUAUUCAUAGAUAAGGAAUUACAAAAUAUUAAAGGUAGGGAAGACAUUAACAACCUUCGCAUCCCCAGAGCUUAGCAUAUCCCUCACACACAGCAAGACUUGAAUAAUGCUUGUUGACUGACCAAAACCCUCCCCCUCCCCAAAAAAAUUCAUCUUUAUUUAUGAGUGUAUGGACCUUCACUAAGAGUUGUGAUCUUCACAAAUAUCAGCUAGUUUAUACUAUGGACACAGAAAAACUGGUAAAGAAAAUCUCCCUUCAGAGACCUUGUGUGUGUAUCCAGUAUUAAAGCUUUAUGUCAGAGCUCUUCACUUUAUAAAUUUUAAGAGAAUCAAUAUGAGAGAAAAAGUGAGUGGAAUGAAUGAAGUAUCAGAUCAAAAUAUUAAAUACUUUUGUAUUUGAAUCAUUGUCACAUAGCAUGAACAAAGAGAAUGACUUCCCUGUCCAACGGGAUGG